Aspergillus neoniger CBS 115656 is the source of this 915-nucleotide messenger RNA. Its product is annotated as YbhB/YbcL family Raf kinase inhibitor-like protein. Gene Ontology annotation, molecular function: phospholipid binding; peptidase inhibitor activity. The transcript has 2 exons. Gene Ontology annotation, biological process: regulation of Ras protein signal transduction; regulation of proteolysis. The coding region runs from base 325 to 915 and encodes 196 amino acids. Lineage: Eukaryota; Fungi; Ascomycota; Eurotiomycetes; Eurotiales; Aspergillaceae. The record is from RefSeq and is a predicted model, not a curated record.
UGAUUCCUUCAAACGCCUUCAAAAGUCUGUGUCCAGGUGCAUACUGACUGUUCCACAUUAUUCCCUUUUUCCACAACCAGAUAUUGAGCAACAGUUUCACGUGAAGCACUUGAAGGAGAUUAUUUCCGUAAUGGCUACAUGAUAUCCGACGUUUCACGGAUUUAACCCUGGAGUGGCAGCGGGACGACGGGGAUUCUGCACAAACCGGGGCCGCUGCCGAUCCAACUGCUGAUCUUAACCCCCGUUCCUGAACGACAUAUAGACAUGGAACGACCCGUUGGAACUGUGUUCCUGGCCAGACCUCUUGCGCUUUAACCAUCCACCAUGCGUUAUCUCUCCCUUCUAUCCGCCCUCGCCGCCACCGCACUAGCCCAGACGCCCCCGGGAAGCUACCCAUCCACCAACAAGAACUUUGGUGUCGCCUUUCCCAAUGCCACCGUGACCCCUGGUACCUGGGUGACCCCGGAUGACCUCACCAGCCAGCCAGCUAUCUAUGUCACCGAGAACCUGAACAAGGAUGCCACCUACAUGGUCGUGAUGCUCGACCUCAACAUCCCUGAUUCUGAUGUCACCACCGCCGCUUACUACGACACUCUCGUCCCCGGUUUGGCUGUCAACACCACCACCCGCCUGCACUGGUGGGGUGGCAACUACACUAUCCAGAACGGACGCUUCGUUAACUCCAGUGAUGCUAUCUCCGAGUAUACGGCUCCUCGUCCCCGCGACAGCACCAACCACACCUACACGUUGUAUCUGUUUGAUCAGCCCGAGGGAUAUGUGCCUUUUGAGGAGGCUGCGAACGGGACUUAUUACUCGCAGACUGCUUUUGCGCGGUUCAACUUCACUCUGGAGCCGAUUUUGAGGGCGGUUGGGGGGCCGGUUGCAGCUAAUUAUUUUUUGAGUGAUGAGAUCUAG